Messenger RNA from Hymenoscyphus albidus, 285 nucleotides. Lineage: Eukaryota; Fungi; Ascomycota; Leotiomycetes; Helotiales; Helotiaceae. The record is from the annotation of a GenBank genome assembly.
ACGAAAGGGAGACGCUACAUACGAUCAGGGAGGUAUUCGGCACCAAUAUGAUCGCCGUUUUAUCUGAAAGUGGUGCUCAGGAGAAUCACCUCAUUUUUCCGCGUGGAGAAUCUUGUUUCAAGACCCUCGCAAAACCUAUCCAGCCUACGGAGUAAGUUCUUAUUCUUGGCUUGAUAUAUGCAUAGCUAAUUUAAAAAGGUAACAUCAAUUAGUUGGCAAGGGCUUGGACUAUUUGGUUUGAUGGCUCCCAGUCCUCUACCCGGGAAUACGUUAUAUAAGAGAUUC